Molecule: messenger RNA, 730 nt
Organism: Trichogramma pretiosum
Lineage: Eukaryota; Metazoa; Arthropoda; Insecta; Hymenoptera; Trichogrammatidae
Product: kallikrein-7-like
Exons: 5
Coding region: 1-705 (234 amino acids)
Biological process (GO): proteolysis
Molecular function (GO): serine-type endopeptidase activity
Source: RefSeq, a predicted model, not a curated record
AUGCCUUUUCGCUGUGGCGGUGUCAUAAUAAGUGAAUAUCACGUGCUCACGGCUGCACAUUGUAUUUUGGGAUCUCCAGAAAAAGAAGCCAAUAGAAUAGAAGUCGUUGCUGGAAGUAACAAGCUAAUUGAUCGAAAUUCAGUGGUACACAAGGUGCAAUCAAUCGUUGUACAUGAUCAACCUCGUCUUUUUUAUAAUACUGGCGAUAUUGCUAUUAUCAAAGUUAAAGAACCCUUCAAGUUUAACGAUAAAAUACAUCCCGCUAUAUUACCACAUCAUAAUUAUGUAGUACCACCUGAAACUUUGGUUGUUGUUACUGGAUGGGGUGAGACUGAAGAGAUGUAUGUGGCAGAUAGUUUACGCGUUAUAGACAUGAAAACUGUCGACAUAGAAGAAUGCCGAAAAUCUUGGAAAAAAUGGUUUGGAAAAACUGUCCUGUUUCAAAAAUACAUUUUAGAUUUCAACAAGGUAGUUGAUCAUUCUAUGAUAUGUAUUCAAGGUGAUAAAGGUCAAAGUGCAUGCGCUGGUGAUUCUGGUGGACCAGCUGUAACGAUCGAAGGAAUAGUGGUGGGAAUCGUCAGUUUUGGCAGUCGUCCUUGUGGCAAUAUGGUGGGUAAUGCACCCGAUGUUUAUACCCGUGUUGCUCAUUACAUACCGUGGAUAAAAAAGCACACAGAACCACAAAUUCAAGCAGUUCAGAUAUAGAAGGGAAAAUAAUUCUGAGAGCAAA